This is a messenger RNA of Mercenaria mercenaria, 1234 nucleotides long. RefSeq lists its product as uncharacterized. The transcript has 5 exons. NCBI's taxonomy places the organism in Eukaryota, Metazoa, Mollusca, Bivalvia, Venerida, Veneridae. The coding region runs from base 89 to 721 and encodes 210 amino acids. The record is from RefSeq and is a predicted model, not a curated record.
AUUUGAACGUCAAUGUAGAAAAAUAUUGACUUUCAGGUUCCAUUGAAACUUAACGGAGUUUUAAAUUAAGCAUAUAAUAAUCAAAAUUAUGGCUUCUUUGUUUUGUUGCAGGAAAAAAUCAGGUGAUCAUUUUUCAAAACGAAAGCGAAGCAUGCAGCUCUUCGGACUUUUGUGGUUGGUUGUUUCCAUGACAAGCCCUCUGUAUGCUUAUAAAGAUGGGGUUUUUGAAGUGGAAAAAAUUAGAGAAGGGUUAGAAGACAUUCUCAUAGUGAAAAACAAAACCGGAAAAACAGUAGCAGUUAUUGAUGUUUUCGCAGACGGCGAAUAUCAGCUUGUAAAGCCAAUUGCAGAAGACGAUUAUGUUUGUUAUGUGUCACGUUUUGAAAUGCAGGAACAUGAAACAACAACAUGUUAUGAGCGUGUGCCUUUACCAAAAGGUGAAGAAGAUCAGAUCGAUCUGAGAGACUGUGAAGAUCGUGAAGUAAUUUUUCUCCAUCCUACAGACUGCGAAAAGAAUGACGUUAAGAGGGAAGAUGACGGUGAAUUAAAGAGGCAAAAACGGGCUUGCUAUAUCAAAGAAGAACUUCAGAAUGCAUGCUUGGAAACUGAACGGUAUUGCAAGAAGUACGGAUGGUGGACUGGGAGAUCCAGGUGUAAAUCUUGGGGCGUUAGAUGUUCAAAGUAUGGACUUCGCGUCGUUACAACAAAGCAUUGUUAUUAAUGUUUAUGUAUAAAUGCUGGAACAUUUAACUCUGAGGCUUUAAAUGGCUAUUCAAAAUAGUAAAAUGAAACAAUAUAAUAACUUAAUAUAUAUAUUUGUUCUAUGUCAAAUAGUCUAAGAACGAAUACUACGUGCAUAUAUUUUAAUACAUUAGUUAAAAUACGGUUCGUAUUAAUACUAACAUAUCAAAGUUUAAACGUUGUUUUGUUGUAUACAAUCACAAGUUAAUUUAUUUAAAAUCGGAUAAAUAUAUAUUUUAAACAAUAAUACAGUAGGAAUCAAUAAAAUUAUAAUAUGAUGCAGCACACGGACAUUCAGACCUCAUUCUUAGUAUUCAAAAAAAAUAUAUUACUUUCACUCAUGGAUGGAAUUCUCGAUGCCGUAAUAUAUAUAGUAAUUACAGGAAAUUGGUUUUCAGAUUGAAUUUUAACAAGAAAUAUGUUUGCGAAAACAUUUGUAUCUAUUAAAAAGUAUGCUUUGUGCUUUGACAUAAUAAAAGUAUCAAAUCAUUUA